AUGGCUUCUGGCCUGGCCUCAUUCGAUCCUCCUAGGACGCCGCCAACGCCUGCAACUCUGCCGCCAGGACUCGGCGACGAGGACGACGGCCGUUUUGUUUUCACAUGCGACGAUUACGACGGGACUGCCAAGUAUCCCGAUGCCAAUGCCGAUGCCGAUACCAACGCCAAUACAAAUACCAAUAAUACCAAUGCCAAUCUUCGCGCGGCAGCCGCGUUCCCAGAUCCCGAUCGCUUCCUAGCAACGUCCCCUCGAAGCAGCCCCGCCGCCUUCCUCCAUCCUCACCACGUCCCCUCGUUGCGUCCCCGGACGCCCGAGUCGGCCUUCACCAUGUCUGAAAACGGGCUCGCCAAUGGUCAUGGCGCUGGCUCAGAUGCGCCUGCCGCAAGGAACCCCUUCAACUUCGAGACGCAAUUCAUCGCAACUGCGCCCGUCAAGUCUAACAUUGGACAACGGCGUGGCCAUCGCUACAAACACAGCUCUAUAAGUGUGCAGCACUCCUUCUUCCAGGAACCCCCACCACGGCCUCCCCCUGUCCUGCCCGCCUCGCUCCCCAUACCGACGAUGAAAGAAGCAUGGGGUAGCAUGCAAACAAAUCAACGCGCCCGGCUAUAUUGGAGCUGCUGCCAUGCGGCGGUAGCCGUGUACAUCUUCUUCAGCGCCGAGGACUCGCUGGCCAUGACGGCCCUCUCGCAUCUGGUCUUCUUCGACGUCGGGUCCGCCGCCGUGUGCGUAGCUGUUGACGUGCUUGGGAACUUUGAGGUGUGGCGGCGGUCUAGCAUCCGCCACCCGUUCGGGCUGCAGCGGGCCGAGGUGCUCGCCGGCUUUGCCAUGUCGGUCUUCCUCGUCUUUGGCGGCUUCGACCUGUUGUCGCAUAACCUCAAGCACGUGCUCGAGUCUGUCGGCGAGCAUGCCCCUCACCAUCCACACACGCACGGAGGCGGCGGCGCCAGCUUCGUUAACGCGCGCGCGUACAUCACUCCGGGCACUGUCGACACAGCCAGCCUCGCCGCAGUCGUGAGCACCCUCGUGAGCGCGUACGGCCUUCGAAACCAUAGUCGCAUCCGCCGCGUCAUGCGCGUGCCUCUCCCUUAUCUCAGCAGCAUCCUUCCCGGAUCCGGUAUUCUCGCCAACCCGUUCCACUUCCUGACGCUCUGUUUCUCCUUUCUGAUGCUACUGCUUCCGCUCGUCAGCAUCCCCUACUUUGUGUGGCUCGACAGUCUCAUCUGCGCCGCCAUAGCUGGGAGCAUGUUUGUCCUAGGUACGCGGCUAGCUAUUGCACAAGGUCUCAUGCUGCUCAUGAGCUACAGCGGCUUACAGGAGCCUCAGCAGCUAAAGCAGCAAAAAACAGAUAGUAGCGUCGGCGCGAACAACAGUAGCGUCUCCGCCGUAGUGCAGGAGAUAGAGGCCGAGCCCCAGGUUGCCCGCGUCGAAGAGGCACAGUUCUGGCAGGUGCAUUAUGGUCUCGCCAUGGCGAACCUCAAGGUCUGCCUCGUCCGUGGCUUGGACGACUCGGCGCUCAGCCAACUUCGAAGUCGUUUGGCUAGGGUUGUUCAGAACCGCCUCGGCGAGGGCUACGGCCGCGGGGGGAACCUACGCUGGGAGGUCACAGUCCAGAUGAGUGCGGAUAGCGGGAAUUGA
Molecule: messenger RNA, 1641 nt
Organism: Lasiosphaeria miniovina
Lineage: Eukaryota; Fungi; Ascomycota; Sordariomycetes; Sordariales; Lasiosphaeriaceae
Product: cation efflux family-domain-containing protein
Exons: 3
Coding region: 1-1641 (546 amino acids)
Biological process (GO): intracellular zinc ion homeostasis; zinc ion import into Golgi lumen
Cellular component (GO): membrane; cytoplasmic vesicle; Golgi apparatus
Molecular function (GO): zinc ion transmembrane transporter activity
Source: RefSeq, a predicted model, not a curated record